CCUUUUACAUGAAUUAACUUUUGGACAUUGGCCUUAAUUAAUUAUUAUGCUGCACAUGUUUUAACCUCAAAUUUUAGUGUAACGGUAUUCUUUUUGUGGUGUUGUUUAUGAACAAUAAAAAUGAAUAAAAGGACGCUUCAAAUUCUGAGAAACUGCGGACUCGCAUCUCAAAAUUCUGAUAAUGUUGAUAAGAAACAGAGAAGUGAGUCAACAUUACCUACAAGUUCAAUAGCUGAUAAUAACUGUUAUUGUUCACCUGAAAUGUCAUUACAACCUUUAACUCCUAUUGUAUCCAAUGAGAUCCAACUGAUUGAGGAUAACGAUUCGAAUAAUUACGCAACUUUGCAGAACAUUACGAUUGAAACUAAUGCGACCAAUCUCGAACCAGGGGAAUUUAUUACUGACAACGAUGAUGAUUCAUAUGUAGAUCCUGAUUACUCACCCUCCGAUGCUUCUGAUAUUGAUGAUGGGAUCGACAGUAACAUGAACUCGUAUCCAGUUACAGCAGAUUUUGAGAAUGUCCAACUCCAGAGCGAAAACCCAGAAGAGAUUUCAGAAAAUGAUACUCCUCAUAAAAAAACAGAAAAUGAACACACGCGUUUCGAGGGAAGUGGAGAACAGAAUUUGGAAAGUCUUACUCAGAAACGUAAAGUAGGAGGACGUCAGAAAAAGGUAGAUGAACAAAAAACUAGGAAGCGUGUUAGAAAUGCUAAAUCGUGGAAGGAAAAUAUUAGGAAAGCGUUGAAAGAACAAGGCAAAGAAUAUGUGAGCAAGAAAGGAAGCGUUAAGGUUGCAAAAGAAAUGAAAUUGCCUUGCACUUGCCGAAUGAAGUGCUAUGAGAAAAUUAGUGAAGAACGCAGGAAGAAGCUAUUCGAAGAUUUUUACAACUUAUCAAAAGACGCCCAGGAUCAGUAUAUUUCAGAGACCAUUAAAGAAACCACAAAACAAAGAGAAAGAGUUAGAAAAUUAAAGGAAAAAAAUGGUAAUUGCAGUCGCAGAAAAUUUACUAGAAAAUAUUUCCUAACGGAUGAUAACGGUCAAAGUAAUGAAGUGUGUCAGAUAAUGUAUCGUCAUACCUUCGAUUUUACUUUAAAAAAAAUUAGGAUCAUUACAGAGAAAAAAAGAGUGGCUAAGUCAAGCAUUUGCCCUUUAGAUGGUAGAGGUAAGCACUCAAAACACAAGAAAAUUGCAGAUGAGCAAAAAGAUACUAUCAGAAAUCACAUCAAUCGUUUUCCGGCAUACAGGAGUCAUUAUUCGCGAGAACGUACCUCAAAGAAAUACCUAAGUUCCGAUCUUUCGAUUGCAGAGAUGUAUCGUCUGUACUGUGAAUAUUGCAGAAGCAAUGAUAAAACAGCUGAAAAGGAGUCACUAUAUAGAAAAAUUUUCAAUGAGGAGUUUAACCUUAGUUUUCAUGCUCCAAAAAACGAUACUUGUGCCAAAUGUGACCAGUUUGCCUUGAGCUUACAAAACUUGGAAAACAAGCAAUUAACUGAAGAGGAAAAUGAGAUUCAGAAAAAACUUCUGGAGGACAAGGAAAAACAUCUAGAUUUCGCUGAAAAAGCUUAUAAACAAAAGGCGCUGGACAAAGAACGAAGCAAACAGGAUAAGUCUUUUGCAGUAGCCUCUUUUGAUUUAGAAAAAUGUCUGCCAACACCGUAUCUUCGUAACGGUGUUUCAUUCUACAAAAGGCAAUUAUGGACGUACAACCUAACUGUGUAUCAAACUACUACAAAAGGUAGUGUUGGCAUUUGUUACCUUUGGAACGAAACAGUAGCAGGCCGUGGUGGACAAGAAAUAUCUUCAUGUCUAAGGCAGUUUAUACUUUCCCUUCCAAAUGAAGUGGAAGUGCUUCACUUGUAUAGUGAUUCGUGUUCCGGACAAAAUAGGAAUAUUUUUAUGUGCACAAUGGUCUUGUUAGUAAUGAAUGAAAUGAAAAGGUUGGGUCGAAGCUUGAAAGAAGUGCAUCAUAAAUUUAUGGAACCUGGUCACACCCACAUGGAGGCGGAUACAAUACAUGCCGUGAUAGAAGCUGCCAAAAGGAAAACAACGGCUGAAAUAGAAGUUCCUCACGAUUGGUGCAAUUUUAUAAGGAACAUACGAAGAAGUCCUCCUCUACAGGUUGUAGAAAUGCCACAAAAGGAAUUUUUGAAUUUCAGUAGCCUGCUAUCCGAUAAGUUGGUACAUCGUAAGAAAAAUGACGAUGGCGAAGCAAUUCCAUGGAUAAAGAUAAAAUGGUUAAUGUACAGUCAUAAUAACGAUUAUCGUUGUUUGUAUAAAACGAGUCUUGAGGAAAGCGAAGAAUUCAAAAAAAUUGACCUAAGGAGAGGCUCUACCAGAAAACGAGCUAACGAAAUUGAAGUUGCCCAACCGAAACCAAUUACUUUGGAUCCUCUGCCUGUAGCAGAGCUUAAGGUUAGCAAUCUGAUGGAUUUACUGCCCUAUAUCAGCCAAUACAAUAAACCAUUUUAUCAAGCUUUAAAAAAAUCUGAAGAACUGGAUCCUGAUAUUCUUCCAGGCGCCGAAAGCGAUUAAAUGGCAUUUUAUCUUAUUAUUUCUUGUUGUUUUGUGGAAAAUAAAUCAUUUUGUUGACCGAGUUUUAUAGUGUAAUUUCUCAAAUGUAGGCCCAAUGUCCACUUCUGUUUCAAAAUUGAAGGCCAAU
Photinus pyralis (common eastern firefly) is the source of this 2659-nucleotide messenger RNA. RefSeq lists its product as uncharacterized. Lineage: Eukaryota; Metazoa; Arthropoda; Insecta; Coleoptera; Lampyridae. Bases 121 to 2532 code for a protein of 803 amino acids. The record is from RefSeq and is a predicted model, not a curated record. The transcript is spliced from 5 exons.